CAUAGCUGAACAUCAAGAGAAAACACACAAAAUUUGUAGAAAGAACACACUAUAAAUGCUGAAGAUCAGGAGGAGGAGGGUGUGAGAAGUGUGAGAGACAGACAUUCAUGGAGAUUGAGGAGGAGAGGGCAGAUGGGAGAUGCUCUGUGGAGGAGGCUGCAAAGAGAGCAGAAGGAAGAAAAGGGAAGUAUGGGGAGGCUGCCGCCAUUGCUGCUGCUUCUAUGUAUUUGGUUUGGGAAAAUCUGAGUGUUAUGGUUCCAAAUCUCUGGAAUGGACAGAGUAGAAGACUCUUGCUUGAUGGUCUCAAUGGCUAUGCUGAGCCUGGAAGAAUCAUGGCCAUUAUGGGUCCUUCUGGCUCUGGGAAAUCCACCCUUCUCGACUCCUUGGCAGGUCGAUUGGCACAAAAUGCAGUCUUGACAGGAAAUAUUCUUCUGAAUGGAAAGAAAAGAAGGCUAGAUUACGGCAUUGUGGCCUAUGUGACCCAAGAGGAUACAAUGUUGGGGACUCUGACAGUAAGAGAAACCAUAUCAUAUUCAGCCAAUUUGAGGCUUCCAAGUUCUAUGACCAAAGAAGAAGUAAAUGAUAUAGUGGAAGGAACGAUAUUGGAAAUGGGUCUCCAAGAUUGUGCUGAGAAGAUCGUUGGAAACUGGCAUUUAAGAGGCAUUAGUGGGGGCGAAAGGAAAAGAUUAGGCAUUGCAUUGGAAAUCCUCACCAGACCAAGCCUGUUGUUCCUUGAUGAACCAACCAGCGGCCUCGACAGCGCUGCUGCUUUCUUCGUUGUUCAAGCUCUUAGAAGCAUUGCUCAUGAUGGAAGAACUGUCAUCUCUUCCAUCCAUCAGCCCAGCAGCGAGGUUUUUGCUUUAUUUGAUGACCUUUUUCUUCUUUCAGGAGGCCAAGCUGUUUACUUUGGAGAAUCAAAAAUGGCAGCUCAGUUCUUUGCUGAAGCAGGAUUUCCAUGUCCAAGGCAAAGAAACCCUUCUGAUCACUUCCUUCGCUGUAUUAAUUCAGACUUCGACGCAGUCAAUAUGGCUUUAAUGAUUUCUCAAAGAGAAAACCAAAAACCAGUAGACCCUUUAUCUAAGUUUUCAACGGCAGAGAUGAAAGCAAGACUAGUUGAGAAAUACAGAUGCUCAGAGCAGGAAGCCAAAAUGAAAACUAGGAUGAGAGAGAUAUCAGAAAUGGAAGGACUUUCUAUGACUAAUAAGAAAUGUGGAAACCGUGCUAAAUGGUGGAAGCAACUCUCAACAUUGACUAGAAGAUCAACGGUGAACAUGUCCAGAGAUUUGGGAUACUACUGGAUAAGAAUUAUUGUCUACAUACUAUUAUCUAUAUGUGUGGGCACGAUAUUCAUGCAUGUUGGUACAAGCUAUGUUGAUAUCUUUGCAAGGGCAUCUUGUGCUGCAUUUGUUUCUGGAUUCAUGACUUUCAUGUCCAUUGGAGGCUUUCCAUCGUUCAUUGAAGAGAUGAAGGUAUUUCACAAGGAAAGGCUGAACGGGCAUUAUGGGAUUGUUGUAUACACGCUAUCAAAUUUUCUGUCUUCAUUCCCAUUCUUAGCUCUCAUGUCUGUUGCUUCUGCAACAAUAGUAUUCUACAUGGUCAAAUUUGAAACCGAGUUCUCUCGUUACGUCUACAUCUGCCUUGACCUGCUGAGCUCCAUUGCAGUUGUAGAAAGCGCUAUGAUGAUUAUUGCUUCCUUGGUUCCCAACUUUAUGAUGGGUGUCAUUAUUGGAGCUGGUUACAUUGGAAUCAUGAUGAUGACUUCUGGUUACUUUAGGUUUGUGCCUGAUCUUCCCAAGGUGUUCUGGCGUUACCCAAUAUCAUACAUUAACUAUGGCGCCUGGGGUUUACAGGGAGCGUACAAGAAUGACUUGAUAGGGUUGGAGGUCGACUCUCAAAUUGGAGGAGGUCCUAAAGUAAAAGGAGAAGUGAUCCUUGAAAUGUUGCUAGGAUAUCAAGCUCAUCACUCCAAAUGGUGGGAUUUAGCAGCUGUGUUAGUCAUUCUAGUUACUUUCAGGCUCCUCUUUAUUUUGAUCCUCAAGUUGAAGGAGAAAGUUUCACCUUUUUUUCAAACACUCUACGCCAAGCAGACUCUACGACUUAUCGGUGAGCCAUCCUUGGCUACGAGAAAAUCAAAACUGCCACAGUUCCCUUCUAAGAGACAUCACCAACCUCUUUAUUCAUUGUCUUCUCAAGAGGGUCUCAACUCACCAAUCAACUGAAAGGGAAGGGAUAGAUCAACUACAUUCAUACGGUAACAUGGGAUAUAAGAGUUUAAACUACCCAAUUGAUUGGAAAGGAAAUACAAACAUAGACACUUUUUAAGCUUUUGUUUAUGAUGGGAUAAAAAUGUGCUCUGUUUUAGCUUGCCUUGAAUGGCUUGGUGGUUCAGGAGGUGGUGAAGUUGGUUUUGAUGUUUACGGUAUUUACUCAAUUGCCACAAUAACAAAUCAGAUGUUUAAUUUUACCCAAAAGUGCCUCCUUAUCAAAAGUGUUUGAGAGUGUUUACAUUGUGCUCAGCAAUCUAUCACUUUUGGU
Molecule: messenger RNA, 2535 nt
Organism: Cucurbita moschata (crookneck pumpkin)
Lineage: Eukaryota; Viridiplantae; Streptophyta; Magnoliopsida; Cucurbitales; Cucurbitaceae
Product: ABC transporter G family member 15-like
Exons: 9
Coding region: 108-2219 (703 amino acids)
Cellular component (GO): membrane
Molecular function (GO): ATP binding; ABC-type transporter activity; ATP hydrolysis activity
Source: RefSeq, a predicted model, not a curated record